CGGAAAAAGAGGCAGCCCAAGACACAGCCGGCUGCUCGGUCACAACUACUCGGCCAUUUACGUAUACAGCCGACAGAUAAUUUCCCAUCUUUGUUUCUUGUUAUUUUUCUUGUUAUAGCUUCUCAAACGAUAUAUUUAUUGAAAAAUUCUUCUUCUUUGGUUUUUUUGUUUUCAUUUGUCUUUUUACCUUUACUCCUACUCAUCUUGAAUCUUAUCUCUUGUCGUUGCUGAUUAGUUGGGUAGAUAAAGUUAAUAAAGUUUUGAUAUUUAUUGUAUUUAGUGCACACCCACUAAAAUGUUUGGGCAUUUAUUGUGGGAUUGAUUUCAAGAACAUGAAAUUUUAUUGAUUUUGAAGCGCAUCUGAUAAAAUUUUCGAGGAAAGUAUUUGAUUAAGAUUACAUCGUUUAGAGGGACAAAUGGGUUGUUUUCCUUGUUUUGAUUCAAGGGAAGAGGAAAAGCUUAAUACCCAAGAAGAGAGAGAUGAUCUCAAGGAAGUCUAUCCAAGUAUUCCCUCCAAUAUAUCCAAAUUAUCAUCUGGUGCUGACAGGCUCAAAUCAAGGAGCAAUGUUGGGCCGAGGAAGGAACCAGUGGGUCCAAAGGAAGCAUCAGAUGUUCCGAUUGCUGCACAAACGUUUACUUUUCGUGAGCUUGCUGCUGCUACGAAUAAUUUUAGGCCAGAGUGUUUCUUAGGAGAAGGAGGAUUUGGGCGUGUAUUUAAAGGGCAGUUUCCAAAUGGUCAGCUCGUAGCAGUUAAGCAAUUGGAUAGGAAUGGGCUUCAGGGUAAUAGAGAAUUUUUGGUAGAGGUUCUUAUGCUUAGCCUUCUACACCAUCCAAACUUGGUGAGUUUGAUUGGUUACUGCGCUGAUGGGGAGCAGAGGCUUCUUGUUUAUGAAUACAUGCCAUUGGGCUCGUUAGAAGAUCACCUCCAUGAUCUUCCGCCUGAUAAAGAACCAUUAGAUUGGAACACAAGAAUGAAAAUAGCAGCUGGUGCAGCUAAAGUCAUCUUGUGUAACAUCAGCUAA
This is a messenger RNA of Olea europaea var. sylvestris, 1022 nucleotides long. Its product is annotated as serine/threonine-protein kinase PBS1-like. The record is from RefSeq and is a predicted model, not a curated record. Gene Ontology annotation, biological process: protein phosphorylation. Gene Ontology annotation, molecular function: protein kinase activity; ATP binding. Lineage: Eukaryota; Viridiplantae; Streptophyta; Magnoliopsida; Lamiales; Oleaceae. The transcript has 5 exons. Bases 417 to 1022 code for a protein of 201 amino acids.